Molecule: messenger RNA, 1716 nt
Organism: Anopheles nili
Lineage: Eukaryota; Metazoa; Arthropoda; Insecta; Diptera; Culicidae
Exons: 2
Coding region: 1-1716 (571 amino acids)
Cellular component (GO): extracellular region
Molecular function (GO): chitin binding
Source: RefSeq, a predicted model, not a curated record
AUGAUCAACCACGUGUUAGCGGUGUUAGUAUUGACGGCUGCUACAGCUGUUACCGGUGAGCUGCUGUGUUCUGAGCAAGAGUUCCAUGCCUUAGGAGGAUCCUUGCCAAGUCUCUCGUCCAUUUUGGAAUAUUCCACGUGUGUUCAUGGUGUAGUGCGCAACGAACCUUGUCCAGAUGGAGAGUAUUUUGACGGACCUGCUCACAAGUGUUCCGCCGAUGUGAGCUCGCUAAAACGACAUUUAGUAGCGGUGGCUGCCCAGUUUGAGGAACUGUGCGAUAAUCCCAAUCUAGUGCAAAUCUUUCCCCAUCCAACGAGCUGCUCCGAAUACGUUAUCUGCUUCGGUUCAGUUCCGAUUAUGCAAACUUGCGCCAACGGGUUGCUGUUCAACCCGCAGCUCAACACCUGCGACAUUCCAACGAACGUAGUUUGCGGAUUUAGCUGCCCGGCCGAAGAUGAUCCGAACAAUCCGGUGUGGCUACCGGAUUCUAGAUUGGAAGAUUGUGCUAGGCAUUAUCUGUGUUUCCAAGGCGAACCGAAUCUUUUCCUAUGCCCGAACGAUCUCUACUUUGACAUGGAGACGCGAACCUGCACAUUUCCGCAAUUCGCGUCUUGUUACGUGCCGGGCGUUAUCUGCGACGUACUUGUUACAGAGAACAUCCCGAAUCCGAGAAGUUGCACCAGCUUUUACAGGUGUUCGUUGGGAUUUCCGCACUUCCGAACGUGCAGAUCCAAUGAGUACUUUUCGGAGGCGUUGGGAACGUGUGUGGAAGGAGAGUGUCCUCCUAUGACUACGACGACUGCUACCACUGUCUUUACGUCGACUACAGGAGUGUCCUUAAGCACGCUGACUACCAACGAGUUUACAACUACUACGUCCAUUCCUCCAAGCACGCAAACACCAACUGGAUCAACUGAUCUACCUUCCACAGUGAUCACGUCAACAACGGAGAUUCCUCCAAGCACGCAAACACCAACUGGAUCAACUGAUCUACCUUCCACAGUGAUCACGUCAACAACGGAGAUUCCUCCAAGCACGCAAACUCCAACUACUUCCACAGAAAUGCCUUCCACAGUGGUCACGUCAACAACGGAGAUUCCUCCAAGCACUCAGACUACUACGGAUUUGACAACCGAAUCGGCUCCCACAGAACUGCCGACAACAUUAGAACCAACGCAGACCGAAACGCCACCACCAACGGUGACUGACACGACUACCGUUGAUUUUAGUACAACAACAGAUUCCACCUCCGUAGAUUUUAGCACUACAACGACCACGCCGUUACCAUCCACGACCUUUGAGCCGCCCACAGCCACCGACCCAACGACAACAAGCACCGUUGUGGAAACGACCUUCCCUGAGCCUACGGAAACAACUGCUGGGACCGAAUCAACGACUUCUGAACCUGUGACACUACCGACUACUGAAGAGAUAACCUCGACGGAUGAACCUACAACUGUAACCACACCGACCACAGUCGAGUCCACUACGACCUCCACGGAGAUGGUCACCAUUGACCCGAACGAGGUUUGUGCGAAUUACCCAGGCAUUGGAGCUCUGCCCUACCCCGACAUCUGCUACAUGUACAUCGUCUGCGUGAACGGAAAUGGUAUCGUUGCCACAUGCCCGAGCAACCAAAUAUUUAACCCCAUCAUCUUAACGUGCGAACCUGGCAAUCAAGAGACCUGUACGUUGGGCUUUUCUGGCCAAUGGUGA